AUGGGAUGGGAUCUUGACCUUUAUAUUGUCACUUGCUGUCCUGUCACUGGGGUGUUUUCCCCUGGUUUUUAUGUGAAUGUGUAUUUUUGUUUUAGGGAACAGUUAAUGGAGUUACUUCAUAGCCGUGCAAGAAGGCGUUUCUCCAGAGGUUUGAAAAGAAAACCAAUGGCUCUCAUUAAGAAACUCCGUAAAGCCAAAAAAGAAGCCGAUCCACUUGAAAAACCUGAAGUUGUAAAAACUCAUCUUCGAGAUAUGAUCAUUGUUCCAGAAAUGGUUGGAUCUAUUGUGGGGGUGUAUAAUGGAAAGACUUUCAAUCAAGUUGAAAUUAAGCCUGAAAUGAUCGGCCAUUACCUGGGGGAAUUUAGCAUCACAUACAAACCAGUUAAGCAUGGAAGACCUGGUAUUGGUGCCACACAUUCAUCUCGAUUUAUUCCUCUUAAGUAAACUUUGGUUGCCUUCUGUAAUAUAACUGAAGAGAAAAUAAAGACCUUGAAAAAGAAAUUGCUUCUUGUUUAAUUUUAGUUUAACAUGGGGAUGAUUUAGAUAUUAAAGUGAUUGACUGUACCUAAAAUGAAUUAUUAUUUCCCUAAUUUGCUUUCAGUAUUAACAAUGAGAUAUAUUCAUAAUACAAUAAAAAUGCCAUAUUUAUAAAAGAUAUUGCUCAUAAUUGUUUACUGUUGAUAUUUUUAGUGAAUUAUAAUUCUGCCUGUUUCAAUAUUAGCAUGUGAUAUAUGCAAAAUAAUUUUGAAUUAGUGUGGUCAGCUCGAUGAUUUACUGUCAUUUAUUUAUAUAUUUACAGUGUAUUCUAACAGCAAUAUUUAUGCAUAAUUAUUAUUACAUAUAUUACAUCAAUAAAAGCCCAAAUAUCAUUUAUCCAACCUCUAAUUGUCUUUAAUAUUUAGAGCAUUUUCACUUGUUAAUAGAGAGAAUCUCUAGACUUAGCUAGUACUCGUGGAUAAAUAUUCAGUUUUUAAUGAUCAGAAAAUAAAACUAAUCUUAGAAUAACUGGUUUCUAACCAAACUAACCUUUCUGGCGAAGUACUGAUUUGUAUGCAGGGAAUGUAAAAGUGGCAAAAGGUUUAACCCAUACACUAGAACUAAUAGCAUCUUAUUCCAUAAGCUGUUUGCCCAAAUAAAUUGUUUUGUGUAGAACUUAGCCCAUCUUUUCCAAGUCCUAAAUUUGUGUUCUAUCAUAUGAUUUACUUAAAAAUACAGAAGUUUGUAUCAAGUUUUUAUCCUAUCCAUCUUCAGAAUAUACUUUGUAGAGUACCAAGGAUCGUAUGUUACCCUUUGUUUCUCAAGAUCUUAACUCUGUAGGAUAACCUUUCCAAAUCUGAAAUCAUCAGAACAGCUUUUCUCUGAGCUCUUCAACAAUUCCUGAAUUAUUAACUAAAUUAUGCAAGUUCAAACAUGGGUAACUUCUAAUGCAAUAAAAUCCAAUCAUUCCAAUACUAAACAUAGCCACAAUUUUUUAAAUGGCAAUUGUAAAGUAUAUGUAAUUGUAUACAAAUGUUUUAAUCUACCUAUGAAAAACAACUAACACUUUUUUAUCUAUGAUUUUUUUAAACAACUUGUCAUAUGAUCAAAGCUCUAUGAAUGUUAUUCAUUCAGAAGAAUACUUGGAGUUUAGCACAGAAACAAAUGUUUCUUAAAUAGAUUUUGUAAAAAAACGUUCUUAGACUAAACUGCACAACGUGUAAUAAAUAUAAAAAAAAAGAGCCAUCAAUGUUCAGAUACUGUCACCAUUGUUUUAAAAGUUCAAAGUUAGAGGAUGUGUAGAUAGUGAUCCAAUUGCAAGAAGGAUUAUUUAAAGCAUCCCAAAUAGAAUUUAAAAUAAUGUCACAUGAAAUUCAUUAUAAAAGAAAUUACUUUGAAAUCUAGUGUCACUGUAGGAUAAUUUGAUAUAAAUUUUAGCCGUUAUAACAGUGGCAAUGAUGAUUACCUUCCACAACAUUCGCGGUUUCCACCAGAAGGGUUUAACCCUAAAGAUGGUAUUGCCUGCUGGAUGUCUGAGCCACAAUAACUAUUACAGUAAGUAAUGAUUAAAUUUCAUUAACGUUUUUGUAAACAAUUUUGCAGGAAAUAAAGGUUUUUCUAUUGUUUU
This is a messenger RNA of Limulus polyphemus (Atlantic horseshoe crab), 2104 nucleotides long. RefSeq names its product 40S ribosomal protein S15-like (gene RpS15). Gene Ontology annotation, cellular component: cytosolic small ribosomal subunit; ribosome. The record is from RefSeq and is a predicted model, not a curated record. Bases 1 to 444 code for a protein of 147 amino acids. The transcript is spliced from 3 exons. NCBI's taxonomy places the organism in Eukaryota, Metazoa, Arthropoda, Merostomata, Xiphosura, Limulidae. Gene Ontology annotation, molecular function: RNA binding; structural constituent of ribosome. Gene Ontology annotation, biological process: translation; ribosomal small subunit assembly.